Messenger RNA from Anopheles cruzii, 5016 nucleotides. RefSeq names its product phospholipid-transporting ATPase ABCA3-like. Gene Ontology annotation, molecular function: ATP hydrolysis activity; ATP binding; ABC-type transporter activity. Lineage: Eukaryota; Metazoa; Arthropoda; Insecta; Diptera; Culicidae. Gene Ontology annotation, biological process: lipid transport; transmembrane transport. The record is from RefSeq and is a predicted model, not a curated record. The transcript is spliced from 6 exons. Gene Ontology annotation, cellular component: intracellular membrane-bounded organelle; membrane. Bases 1 to 5016 code for a protein of 1671 amino acids.
AUGGCCACCUCCAGCUUGGAUAAGUUUCUGCUGUUGCUGUGGAAGAACUGGAUUAUUCAGAAGCGCCACUACGUGCAGACAGCGUUCGAGAUCUUAAUUCCGGCCAUCGCGUGUGCCGUGCUGAUCGUAGUCCGCGGUCUCGUAGAUGCGGACAUUUACGACGAGCCAACCCAAUGGAAUCCACUUGAAAUGAACACCGUGCGGCAUAUGAUGCCAGCAGCCAACCCCGAUAUCACGCCACCGAUAACGUUCGUGCUGGCGUACAGUCCACAAUCGCCGUUGACGGAACGCAUCAUGAACCGAGCGGUUGAGCAAAUCCUUGAACCGCUCGAUCUGGUCGGGUUCGAGACGGGUCAGCGGAUGGAGGAUUUCUUCCGCCUGAACUACUCGCUGGCGGGCGUCGAGUUCCCCGACAGCUACCGCACGGCCACCACUUUACCGGACAACGUGACCGUUUCGUUGCGGUUCCCGGGCGAGAUGCGCACCCUGCAGGAUGACUUCACGGCGUUCUGGGCAAACUGGGCAACGGAACUGAUGUUUCCGGCAUUCCAGAUUGCCGGUGCCCGUGAGCGCGAGCGGGACGAUGGUGGCUAUCCGGCGAACUACUACAACGAGUCCUUCAUCGCCGUCCAAAGCGCCGUAUCGCGGGCCAUCAUUCUCGAGCGCGAUCCCACCAUCCAGCUGCCGGACAUUUAUUUGAAUCGCUUCCCGUAUCCCCCGUACUACAGCGAUCCGCUGCUGACGGGCUUCGAAAAUCUGCUUCCGCUGAUCAUAGUAAUCGCGUUUUUCUACACCGCCAUCAACACGGUCAAGUACAUCACGGUGGAGAAGGAAAAACAGUUGAAGGAGGCAAUGAAGAUCAUGGGACUGCCGAGCUGGCUGCACUGGUCGGCGUGGUUCGUCAAGUGUCUGGUGCUGCUGAUCGUAUCGAUCUCGCUGAUCGUGGUACUACUGUGCGUGACACUCACUACCAACACCGAUCUGGCGAUCUUCGAGUACGCCCAGUGGACGGUGGUGUGGUUCUAUCUGUUCGUGUUCAGCAUCACCACGAUCUGCUUCUGCUUUAUGGUGAGCACGUUCUUCUCCAAGGCCAACAUUGCGGCCGGUAUCGCCGGUUUGCUGUGGUUCAUUUUGAUCGUGCCGUACAACAUCGCGUUCUCGAACUACGACGAUAUGGCGGUGGGGGCCAAACUGGCGCUCUGCCUGUUCUCGAACUCCGCGAUGUCGUUCGGUUUCAUGCUGAUGAUGCGCCACGAGGGCACGGCGACCGGGCUGCGGUGGUCCAACCUGUUCGACCCGGUGUCCGUCGAUGACGACUUUUCCGUCGGGCACACGAUGGUAAUGCUGCUGGUGGACGCCCUCAUCUAUCUGGUGAUCGCACUGUAUGUGGAGAAGGUGUUCCCCGGUGACUUCGGAAUCGCCGAGCCGUGGUACUUCCCGGUGACGAAACAGUUCUGGUGCAAGGACUCCCAGCAGUCGCUCGACGUUCCCAAGGAAGGCAUCGAUCACAGCGAGGAGACACCGAACGUGGAGCGCGAACCGGACAACAAGCACGCGGGUAUCCAAAUCCGGAAGCUGCGGAAACAGUUUACGAAGAAAAAGGUGGCCGUCCAGGGACUGGAUCUUAACAUGUACGAAGACCAGAUCACGGUACUGCUCGGCCACAACGGAGCAGGUAAAACGACAACGAUGUCGAUGCUAACCGGCAUGUUUUCACCCUCGUCCGGUACGGCUUUGGUCAAUGGGUUCGAUAUCCGCAACAACAUUGACGCGGUGCGAGGAUCGCUUGGGCUGUGUCCGCAGCACAACGUACUGUUCAACGAGAUGACUGUGGCGGAGCAUAUCGAGUUUUUCGCUCGCCUAAAGGGUGUGCCACGGUCGAAGAUCAAGGACGAGAUUCGCCACUACGUCCAGCUGCUGGAGCUGGAGGACAAGCUCAACAAACAGUCGCAAACGCUGUCCGGUGGCAUGAAGCGGAAGCUCUCGGUCGGCAUCGCUCUGUGCGGUGGGUCGAAGGUGGUACUCUGUGACGAACCCACUUCCGGUAUGGACCCGUCGGCCCGGCGCGCCCUGUGGGAUUUGCUGAUCAAAGAGAAGCAAGGCCGUACGAUCCUGCUGUCGACGCAUUUCAUGGACGAGGCGGACAUCCUGGGGGACCGGAUUGCGAUCAUGGCCGAGGGUGAACUGAAAGCGGCCGGUUCUUCGUUCUUCCUGAAGAAGCGAUUCGGGGUGGGCUAUCGGCUGAUCUGCGUGAAGGGCGCCAACUGUGACCGGGGCCGCCUUACCGGUAUGCUGCGGAAGCACAUCCCCAACAUCGACAUCGACACCGACAUCGGCUCGGAGUUGUCGUACGUGCUGAACGAGAACUAUACGGCCGUGUUUCAGGACCUGCUGCGCGACUUAGAGGACAAUGUGGAACAGUGCGGGCUGACCAGCUACGGCAUUUCGCUGACCACGAUGGAGGAAGUGUUUCUGCGUGUCGGUAGUGACUCGUACGCGUUGGACCAAAAGUCGGGAACCGUGAUCGAUACGGAAGUGAGCCACGGUAAUGGGCUGAGCGGUGCGUCGACGGUGACAGUAAACGGGUCCAGCGACACCCAGCCACUGUUGGACGGUUCCAGUCUCGCGUGGAAUCAACUGUUUGCGAUGUUCCUGAAGAAGUAUAUCUCGAGCAAGCGCAGCUGGGUGCAGAUGCUGGUGCAGGCGUUGAUUCCGAUCUAUUUCGUGAUCGUCACCGUCGUGAUUGUGCGUACGUUCCCCGGGCAGACCGAUUUACCACCGAUACCGAUCAACGUGUACAACUAUUCUGCGACGAACACCAUUCUGCAGGACUCGGGACCAUCGGCCGCGUUCAUCGACGGCUAUCGGGCGAUAUUUGAGUCGCUUCCCGGCACCCAUCAGUUGGAAGUGAUCAACGGGGACAUUGUGCAGCACAUCUUGGAGUUGUCAACCGAGAAUAUUGGUCUCGUGAAUCGCCAGUAUAUGGCGGCGGCCUCGAUAACGAGCACAAACCAUACGGUUUGGUGGAAUCCGACCAGUUACCAUACGGCUCCCCUGGCCGUAAACUUUAUGUACAAUGCGAUCAUCAAAUCGAUCAGCAAAGCGUACGAGAUCACCUUGAUCAACAAGCCACUGCCGUUCAAGGCAGAAACCAGGUUUACCCAGCUACAGGCGGGCAACAACCUUGGGUUCCAGAUUUCCUUCAAUACCGGCUUCGCGAUGUCGUUCAUCGCCGCGCUCUACAUCAUGUUCUACAUCAAGGAGCGCACGAGCCGCGCCAAGCUGCUGCAGUUCGUAAGUGGCAUCAACGUGUUCACUUUCUGGAUCGUGUCGUUCCUGUGGGACUUUGUGACGUAUAUCGUGACGGCAUUGAUUUACAUAGCCACGCUGGCCGCGUUCCAGGAGGAGGGCUGGGCCACGUUCGAGGAGCUCGGCCGGGUGUUCCUGGUGCUGCUCGUGUUCGGGAUUGCGUUCUUGCCCGUCACCUACCUGUUCUCGUUCUGGUUCGAAGUUCCCGCCACCGGGUUCGUGAAGAUGAUGAUCGUAAACAUUUUCAGCGGGACGAUCUUCUUCACCGCCGUGUUUCUGCUCAAGUUUGACGCAUUUGACCUGCAGGACGUGGCCAAUGGUCUCGAGUGGGCGUUCAUGAUAUUCCCACUGUUUUCGCUCAGCCAGAGUCUCAGCAAUAUCAACGUGCUGUCGACGACGGAGUCGGUGUGCCGCGAGCAGUGUACCGAUGAGACGGUGGAUCUGUGCUCGCCGGAGUACAUCUGCUCCCUGCUGCCGCAGUGCUGCGACACGAACAUCUUCUCGUGGGAGAACACGGGUAUCAAUCGGCAGCUCAUGUUCAUGGGAGUUGUCGGGCUGUUUACAUUCCUGGUGCUGAUGGGCGUGGAGUUCCACGUUCUCGAACGAAUCUUCAAGCGUCGCCGACGAUCGCCUGGAUCGGCGAGUAUCCAAUCUGGUGACGGCUCUGCGCUCGACGAUGACGUGUGGCAUGAGAAGCAACGCGUGAAAGCGCUGUCCGAGGCCGAGCUGACCAACAGCAACCUGGUGGUGAGCGAUCUGACCAAGUACUACGGCAAGUUUUUGGCCGUCGACCAACUGUGCGUAUCGGUCGAAGGCUCGGAGUGUUUCGGGUUGCUCGGAGUGAACGGAGCCGGCAAGACUUCCACCUUCAAGAUGCUCACCGGCGACGAAAACAUUUCGUCCGGCGAGGCCUGGGUAAAGGGUAUCAGCCUCAAGAGCAACCUCAACCAGGUGCACAAAGUGAUCGGCUACUGUCCGCAGUUCGAUGCCCUACUGGAAGACCUCACCGGACGGGAAACGCUCAGGAUCUACGCGCUGCUCCGGGGUAUCCCGAAGCACGAAAUCGGCUUUGAGACGUUACGCCUGGCGGAGGAGCUUAACUUUAUGAAGCACAUCGACAAGCGCGUAAAGGAGUACAGUGGAGGCAAUAAACGGAAGCUCAGCACGGCCCUGGCGCUGCUGGCGAACCCAGCGGUCGUGUAUCUGGACGAGCCGACGACCGGUAUGGACCCCGGCGCGAAGCGACACCUCUGGAACGUGAUCAUUAACGUCAAGAAGGCGGGCAAAUCGAUUGUCCUGACGUCGCACAGCAUGGAGGAGUGCGAGGCGCUCUGCACCCGGCUGGCCAUCAUGGUGAACGGGGAGUUCCGGUGUCUCGGCUCGACCCAGCACCUGAAGAACAAGUUUUCGAAGGGAUACUUCCUGACGAUCAAGCUAAAACGCACGGACGCAGGGCUACCGGCAAACGGAGAUCUCGUGAAGCAAUUCGUGGCGAGCACCUUCUCACAAGCCCUACUAAAGGAAGAGUACCAUGACUCUAUGACGUACCACAUCACCCAGUCCGAGCUGAAGUGGUCCACAAUGUUUGGACUGAUGGAGGAAGCGAAGAAGACGCUCGACAUCGAGGACUAUGCACUCGGGCAGACUUCGCUCGAGCAGGUGUUCCUGUUCUUCACCAAAUACCAACGAGUCACCGAUGACAGUUAG